Molecule: messenger RNA, 1583 nt
Organism: Aspergillus fijiensis CBS 313.89
Lineage: Eukaryota; Fungi; Ascomycota; Eurotiomycetes; Eurotiales; Aspergillaceae
Product: vacuolar protein sorting-associated protein 26
Exons: 5
Coding region: 18-1106 (362 amino acids)
Biological process (GO): intracellular protein transport; retrograde transport, endosome to Golgi
Cellular component (GO): endosome; retromer complex
Source: RefSeq, a predicted model, not a curated record
CCCCCCCCCCCCCCACGAUGACCUCCCUCUUCUUCUCCACCCCGGUGGACAUCGACGUGGUUCUCGAAGAUAGCGAUGAGCGCCAAACGGUGGACGUCAAGUUGGACAAGGGCCGUCGCGAGAGGGUCCCUCUCUACAUGGACGGCGAGUCCGUCAAGGGAGCCGUGACCGUCAGACCCAAGGAUGGAAAGCGGUUGGAACACACUGGCAUCAAGGUGCAGUUUAUCGGUACUAUUGAAAUGUUCUACGACCGCGGCAACCACUACGAAUUCCUCUCCCUGGUGCAGGAGCUGGCGGCGCCCGGCGAGCUGCAGCACCCGCAGACCUUCCCCUUCAACUUCAAGAACAUCGAGAAGCAGUACGAGUCCUACCACGGCAUCAACGUCAAGCUGCGCUACUUCGUCCGGGUGACGGUCUCCCGGCGCAUGGCGGACGUGAUCCGCGAGAAGGACCUCUGGGUGUACUCGUACCGCAUGCCCCCGGAGACCAACAGCCCCAUCAAGAUGGACGUUGGCAUCGAGGACUGCCUGCACAUCGAGUUCGAGUACUCCAAGUCGAAAUACCACCUGAAGGACGUCAUCGUGGGCCGCAUCUACUUCCUCCUGGUGCGUCUCAAGAUCAAGCACAUGGAGCUGUCGAUCAUCCGCCGCGAGACCACGGGGUCGCCGCCCAAUCAGUACAACGAGAGUGAGACGCUGGUGCGGUUCGAGAUCAUGGAUGGGUCGCCCUCUCGAGGUGAAACCAUUCCCAUUCGUCUCUUCCUCGGCGGAUUCGACCUGACACCCACCUUCCGCGAUGUCAACAAGAAGUACUCGACGCGAUACUACCUCAGCCUGGUGCUUAUUGACGAGGACGCCCGCCGCUACUUCAAACAAUCCGAAAUCGUCCUCUACCGCCAAGCCCCGGAGAUCGCCCCCACCCCGCAAAUCGCCCAGCAGCAGCAGAUCCAGCAGCAGCAGUUGCUCCAACAGCAACAGCAACAGCUGCCCGUCGGCUCGGCCACCCCGGGUCCCGGUCGUAGUGAAGCCCAUCAGCAGAACCAUUUCGCGCAGCAGCAGCAACAACAGCAGCAGGCGGCUCAGUCCGUUCCUGCUCCUGCGGCUUAACGGUCUUCUAAUUUGUUGUAAAUCGUUCGAGCUAAGUAAUGCGUGAACCUUUUUGCCUGGUUAGAGAGGUGCGGUUGCUCUUGCUCUGGUUGGUAGUGUAUGGGCGGGCUGGGGCUGGGGCUGAGCUGGAGCUGGAGCUGGAGCUGAGAUGAUUUGUACUUGUACUUUAUUUCAUAUAUACCCUUGCUUUUUCUCCUUUUUACUUUGUUGCUUUGUCGGGGGUUGAGAUGUAUGUGUAUGUGGUGUAGUCGGGGGAUUAUGUGUAGGCUGGGGUGAUGGGGGUGGAAUAGGUUUGUGUGCACGAGGUUGCGGACUUUCUACUCCGUAAUUUAUUUGUUGAUGUAGGUGGGAGUAUUAGGCUGAAGUAGUAGUAUUGCUGAUAGCUACACUCCAAUUCUUUUUAAGGAAAGAGGUACUUCUACGAUAACUAUGACCCGAUAUACAAAUCUCAAGCGGCUGCCUAUACGUUCAUCCAAC